GCAGCGAGCGGGGCCUGGAGUCCUGCGGGUGGCCCGGCCGAGGCCGCUGGGCUUCGGGCUCUGGCACUGGGCACGGGGUGGGCCGCCUUAACUACUACCUCUUCCUGGUUUUAUUCAUGUUCUGAGGAUUGUGUGAGAAGGAACCAUGGAUCCUAAAGCCUUGGUGGAAGCCGUUAUAGAAGAAGUGGCCUGUCCCAUCUGCAUGACCUUCCUAAAGGAGCCUGUGAGCAUUGACUGUGGCCACAGCUUCUGCCACAGCUGUCUCUCUGGACUCUGGAAGGUCCCAGGAGAAUCCCAGAACUGGGGUUAUACCUGUCCCCUCUGUCGAGCUCCUUUCCAGCCAAGGAUCCUGAGGCCUAAUUGGCAACUGGCUAAUGUUGUAGAAAAAGUUCGUCUUCGAGGGCUUCAUCCAAGAAUGGAGCUGAAGGGUGAUGUGUGUGAGCUCCAUGAGGAAUAGCUAAAGAUGUUCUGCAAAGAGGAUGGCCUGAUGAUGUGUGAAUCCUGCAGCCAGUCCCCAGAGUAGUGUGCCCACAGUGUCGUGCCCAUGGAAGAAGCCCACAGUGUCGUGCCCAUGGAAGAUGUCGCCUGGGAGUAUAAGUGGAAGCUCCAUGAGGCUCUGGAACACCUGAAGAAAGAGCAAGAAGAAGCCUGGAAGCUGGAAGUUGGUGAGAGGAAACAAACAGCCAAUUGGAAGAUACAGAUGGAAACCCAAAAGCAGAGUAUCAUGUGGAAGUUUGAGAAAUAUCAACGAUUACUAGAGAAAAAACAGCCACCAGGUCGGCAGCUGGAGAUAGAGGCAGCUGCUGCUCUGGCCAGCCUAGAGCAGGAGGAGGUGGAGAUCAUGCAGAAACUGGAGCUGAAUCAUGGUGAGCUCAUUCAGCAGAGCUGGGUCCUGUGCAGAGUGAUUGUGGAGCUGGAAGAGAGGUCUCAGAGGCCGGUGUGCUGUAUGCUGCAGGGCAUUCAGGAAGUCUUAAACAGGAGCAAGGCUUAGAGCCUGAAGCGGCCAGAGCCAGUCUCUCUGGGGCUGAAGACAGAUUGUCGUGUGCUGGGGCUAAGAGCGAUCCUAAAGACCUAUGCUGCUGAUGUGCACCUUGAUCCAGACACUGCUUACUCUCGCCUCAUCAUGUCCAAGGACAGAAAGUGCGUGCACUAUGGAGACACUUAGUAGAAACUGCCUGACAAUCCUGAGAGAUUUUACCGCUGCAGUAUUGUCCUGGGCAGCCAAUGCGUCUCCUCAGGCUGGCACUACUGGGAGGUAGAGGUGGGAGACAGGUCUGAAUGGGGCCUGGGAGUGUGUAAGGAAAACAUAGACCAGAAGGAGGUGGUCUGUUUAUCCCCCUGCUAUGGAUUCUGGGUGAUCAGGCUGAGGAAAGGAAAUGAGUACCGUGCAGUCACUGAUGAAUAACACCUGCUGUCCUUGCCAGUCUCUCCACGCAGGGUGGGAGUCUUCCUGGAUUAUGAGGCCCAUGACAUCUCCUUCUACAAUGUGACUGACAAUGGCUCCCACAUUUUCACGUUCCCCCACUAUCCCUUCCCUGGGCACCUCCUGCCCUAUUUUAGUCCUUGCUACAGCAUCGGAGCCAACAAUGCUACUCCUCUGGCCAUAUGCUCCCUGGAUAGGGAGGACUAA
Molecule: messenger RNA, 1630 nt
Organism: Cynocephalus volans (Philippine flying lemur)
Lineage: Eukaryota; Metazoa; Chordata; Mammalia; Dermoptera; Cynocephalidae
Gene: TRIM68
Product: tripartite motif containing 68
Exons: 7
Biological process (GO): protein ubiquitination
Cellular component (GO): cytoplasm
Molecular function (GO): ubiquitin protein ligase activity; protein binding; zinc ion binding
Source: RefSeq, a predicted model, not a curated record